AUGAAUCCCUCAGAAGAGGCUCUGGAUGCUAUGGUAGCCCUUGUUGAGGCCCAGUUGUUGCACAGCGAUGGUCCUGCCUCACCAGACCUGCUCAGUGAGCUGCAUGGGUCACCUGCACCUGCCUCAACCCCCGAGUCUCAAACUGACAACUCGGAGCAGUCGACACUGGAACGUUCUCCAGCCACGACAAGAGAGGUCUCACACCGUCCACUUGGACCUGCCCCACGAAAGACCUUCUACCCUGCUCAAAGGCCCCCUUACUCCCGAAUGGCCUAUGCCUCUCCACAGGACAGGGCAACUUCCUCUCAACCGUCUCUCCCUUUAUACAUGAUGAUCCCUGGACCAAAACUCGUGCCUGUCCCCUCCACUGGACCAACACGUCAUUGUCCAGCGAUGAUCCAUGGACCAGCAAUGUUCCAGGCAAAGCAACCGGUUUUCUAUACAUCCCAAGCAACGGCUGGAAAUGUCCCUUCAAGGAAGAGGAAGCGGGAUGCAGAUGACGCUGGGAGGCCGUAUAUCAAGAAACCUCUGAACGCCUUCAUGAUUUACAGAGCAGAGCAGAGAGGAGCCAUCAUGCAGGAGCUUGGCAUUACCAACUCAGCAGAAGUCAACACCAUCCUCGGCGAGAGAUGGGGCGAGCUAUCUGAGGCAGAACAAGCUCCGUACUUUGAGAAAGCCCGAGUGCUCAAGAGAGAGCACCAGGCCAAAUACCCGGAUUGGUCCCCUAAAGACAACAUUAGCAGAAAAAAACACUUUCAUGCUACAGGCCCCAUUUAUAACGGCUAUGUCCCACCUCCUAUUGCUAUGGUCAACCUCAGUGCUACGGUCAUCCUCCAGUCCAUUGUCAACCUCAGUGCUACGGUCAACCUCCAUUCUAUGGUCAUCCUCCAUUCUAUGGUCAUCCUCCAUUCUAUGGUCAACCUCCAGUGUAUGGUUCACCCCCUCUUAAUGUGA
Knipowitschia caucasica is the source of this 954-nucleotide messenger RNA. NCBI's taxonomy places the organism in Eukaryota, Metazoa, Chordata, Actinopteri, Gobiiformes, Gobiidae. The record is from the annotation of a GenBank genome assembly.